UGUGUGAGUGUGUGUGUGUGUGCGUGUGUGUGUGUGCGUGUGCGUGUGUGAGCGCGAGCGAGCUAGUGAGGGAGAGGAGCGAGAGAGUGCGAGCGAGAAAGAAUAAAAGGAAAGAUUUUUCUCUAUGUAUAUAAAGAUGGCCACGUUAGCAAACGGACAGGCUGACAACGCGAGCCUCAGUACCAACGGGCUCGGCAGCAGCCCGGGCAGCGCCGGGCUCAUGAACGGAUUAAGCCACAGCCCGGGGAACCCGUCGACCAUUCCCAUGAAGGACCACGAUGCCAUCAAGCUGUUCAUUGGGCAGAUCCCCCGAAACCUGGAUGAGAAGGACCUCAAGCCCCUCUUCGAGGAGUUCGGCAAGAUCUACGAGCUUACGGUUCUGAAGGACAGGUUCACAGGCAUGCACAAAGGCUGCGCUUUCCUCACCUACUGCGAGCGUGAGUCAGCGCUGAAGGCCCAGAGCGCGCUGCACGAGCAGAAGACCCUGCCCGGGAUGAACCGGCCGAUCCAGGUGAAGCCUGCGGACAGCGAGAGCCGAGGAGGUAGUAGCUGCCUGCGCCAGCCCCCUUCACAAGAUAGAAAACUCUUCGUGGGCAUGCUCAACAAGCAGCAAUCCGAGGACGACGUGCGCCGCCUCUUCGAGGCCUUCGGGAACAUUGAGGAGUGCACUAUCCUGCGCGGGCCGGACGGCAACAGCAAGGGGUGCGCCUUUGUGAAGUACUCCUCCCAUGCUGAGGCGCAAGCCGCCAUCAACGCUCUACACGGCAGCCAGACUAUGCCUGGAGCCUCCUCCAGCCUGGUGGUCAAGUUUGCAGACACUGACAAGGAGCGCACGAUGCGGCGGAUGCAGCAGAUGGCUGGCCAGAUGGGCAUGUUCAACCCUAUGGCCAUCCCCUUCGGGGCCUACGGUGCCUACGCUCAGGCACUGAUGCAGCAGCAAGCAGCCCUCAUGGCCUCGGUUGCACAAGGAGGCUACCUGAAUCCCAUGGCUGCCUUCGCUGCCGCCCAGAUGCAGCAGAUGGCGGCCCUCAACAUGAAUGGCCUGGCAGCCGCACCUAUGACCCCAACCUCAGGUGGCAGCACCCCUCCAGGCAUCACUGCACCAGCUGUGCCUAGCAUCCCAUCCCCCAUCGGGGUGAAUGGCUUCACCGGCCUCCCCCCACAGGCCAAUGGGCAGCCUGCUGCGGAAGCUGUGUUUGCCAAUGGCAUCCACCCAUACCCAGCACAGAGUCCCACCGCAGCGGACCCCCUGCAGCAGGCCUACGCUGGAGUGCAGCAGUAUGCAGGACCAGCUGCCUACCCUGCUGCCUAUGGUCAGAUAAGCCAGGCCUUUCCUCAGCCACCGCCAAUGAUUCCCCAGCAACAGAGAGAAGGGCCCGAGGGCUGUAACCUGCUCAUCUACCAUCUGCCCCAGGAGUUUGGGGACGCUGAGCUGAUGCAGAUGUUCCUCCCUUUCGGCCGGCACCCCGUGCCCUCCCGCUGCCAGGCCCCCUCCUGUCAGGGAGGACAGUGUGCAAUAAGCUCCUCCGCCCGCAGGCUUCGUGAGCUUCGACAACCCGGCCAGCGCGCAGACCGCCAUCCAGGCCAUGAACGGCUUCCAGAUAGGCAUGAAGAGGCUCAAGGUGCAGCUGAAGCGGCCCAAAGACGCCAAUCGCCCGUACUGAGCGCCGGCGGGAGCGUCCCCCGGGGGAGACCAGGACUCGCACAGGGCAGGAUGCUGAACGGGCUACAUUAAACACAAACCUCUUUCUCUCUCUAUUUAUAAAUGAGAACUGUUGGACGACACCUUUGACAUAUCAGCCUAUACCAAUCAAGCUGAAGACUCCAGACACUCUGUGUGACUGUAACAUUUCUUCAAGGAAAGUAUAUCGUCUAUGGAGUGCAGAGGGCACGUGUUUGGGGAAAAAAUACACAUGACAUAAAGAUGACGACGACGAAGAAAAAUGAGAUAAAACAAACAAAACCCCGCAACUUUAAAACAAAAUAACGUGAGCCCAGAUGGGGAAGCUGAAGGGCUGGGCACUAGGAGGAGACACUGCAGCUGCCCACCGAUCCUGGGGCGUUUCCAGCCCGCGGGCGCCUGAAGCAGGCAGGGGCAAGCUGCUGCGGGGCCUGGUCCCCAGCAGGCGGCUGGGAGCCGCCACUGAGCAUCUCUGUCAUUCCUUUAGCUAUUUAGGGACCAAAGGACCAAACUUUUUAUUGCAGAUGUGUAGCUCUGUCAAUUAGAGGUGGAAUGGAGACCAAACUCCUUCCUGCCUCCUUGGCUGUUCUUGAAACAGCUUAGAGCGAUUCUAUGAAAAAAAAAUGUAAUAAAAAAAUAAUAAAAAAAAAA
Onychomys torridus (southern grasshopper mouse) is the source of this 2332-nucleotide messenger RNA. It is a transcript of the gene Celf4, whose product is annotated as CUGBP Elav-like family member 4. The record is from RefSeq and is a predicted model, not a curated record. Gene Ontology annotation, molecular function: mRNA binding. Gene Ontology annotation, biological process: regulation of alternative mRNA splicing, via spliceosome; mRNA splice site recognition. NCBI's taxonomy places the organism in Eukaryota, Metazoa, Chordata, Mammalia, Rodentia, Cricetidae. Gene Ontology annotation, cellular component: ribonucleoprotein complex; nucleus; cytoplasm.